Molecule: messenger RNA, 243 nt
Organism: Marasmius oreades (fairy-ring Marasmius)
Lineage: Eukaryota; Fungi; Basidiomycota; Agaricomycetes; Agaricales; Marasmiaceae
Exons: 3
Coding region: 1-243 (80 amino acids)
Biological process (GO): phosphate ion transport; cellular response to phosphate starvation
Cellular component (GO): Golgi apparatus; cytoplasm; plasma membrane
Molecular function (GO): inositol hexakisphosphate binding
Source: RefSeq, a predicted model, not a curated record
AUGAUAACCAAUGUUCUUAUCCGUUUCAUAUGGGUAAUCUACAUCCCAUUCUCCGGGCCCAAGAGUAUCUACUUGAGCCAGUUUAUUGCCGCUCUAUUAGAGGUCCUUCGACGAUGUCAAUGGAAUUUUUAUCGAUUAGAGAACGAACAUCUCGGUAACAUGGAUCAGUACCGUGUUACUCGGGAAGUUCCACUUCCGUACUCUUUGGACGACGACGCGGAGGAUGAUGACGACAAGCAAUGA